Messenger RNA from Cucumis sativus (cucumber), 2206 nucleotides. RefSeq names its product beta-glucosidase BoGH3B. NCBI's taxonomy places the organism in Eukaryota, Viridiplantae, Streptophyta, Magnoliopsida, Cucurbitales, Cucurbitaceae. The coding region runs from base 163 to 1998 and encodes 611 amino acids. The record is from RefSeq and is a predicted model, not a curated record. Gene Ontology annotation, biological process: glucan catabolic process. Gene Ontology annotation, molecular function: beta-glucosidase activity. The transcript has 10 exons.
ACUCAAUUCAACCUCCAAAAAGAUAACUUCCAAUAUUUUUCCAUUUAAUAAGAGAAUGAUGUCAUCGGCCAGUUGUAGCUGAGUCAGAAGGUAGUCAGAAAGUCGACUGGAUUGGUGCUGGCAACGAGAACCAUCACUUCAGGAAAAGGAAAAGAAGAAGAAAUGGAGAGCAAAAACGAUUGUAUGUACAGAAAUCCUGGAGCAGCCAUUGAAGAUCGGAUUAAAGAUCUUCUCUCGAGGAUGAGUUUGAGGGAAAAGAUCGGCCAAAUGACCCAAAUUGAACGCUCUGUGGUCACUCCCUCCGCCCUUACGGAUUUAGCCGUCGGGAGCGUUCUGAGCGGCGGAGAUAACCCACCUUUCGACAAAGCUAUGUCAUUGGAUUGGGCGGACAUGGUUGAUGGCUUCCAGUCUUUGGCGCUUCAGUCACGUCUUGGAAUUCCGAUUAUAUAUGGGAUUGAUGCUGUUCAUGGCAGCAGCAAUGUCUAUGGUGCUACCAUUUUUCCUCACAAUGUUGGCCUUGGUGCCACCAGAGAUGGUAAAUUGGUUAGAAGAAUUGGGACAGUAACAGCUCUUGAAGUUAGAGCCAGUGGUGUUCACUAUGCAUUUGCCCCUUGUCUUGCUGUAUCAAGAGAUCCAAGAUGGGGAAGGUGCUAUGAGAGUUAUAGUGAACAUACUGAAGUUGUUCGAAAAAUGACUUCUUUAGUGGAAGGGUUGCAAGGGAAGCCACCUGAAGGAUACCCAAAAGGCUAUCCAUUUGUAGCUGGAAGAAAUAAUGUAAUUGCAUGUGCAAAACAUUUUGUUGGAGAUGGAGGAACUGAUAAAGGUUUGAAUGAAGGAAAUACCAUUAUUGAUUCUUAUGAUGAAUUGGAAAGGAUCCAUAUUGCUCCUUACUUGGACUGUAUUGCUCAAGGACUUUCAACUGUUAUGGCAUCUUAUUCCAGCUGGAAUGGAAAUCCCCUUCAUACUCACCAUUUUCUGCUUACACAAGUUUUAAAAGAAAAGCUUGGGUUCAAGGGGUUUGUAAUUUCUGAUUGGGAAGCACUUGAUCGGCUUAGUAAUCCAAGAGGCUCAAACUAUCGUUCGUGCAUUUGUACUGCAGUUAAUGCUGGAAUAGACAUGGUUAUGGUGCCCUUUAGAUAUGAAGAAUUUAUCAAGGACUUGCUGUCAUUGGUUGAAUCUGGGGAGAUUCCAAUCGCUAGGAUUGAUGAUGCUGUUGAACGGAUAUUGAGAGUGAAGUUUGUUGCUGGUCUUUUUGAACAUCCUUUCAGUGACAGAUCAUUGAUAGAUGUCGUCGGUUGCAAGAUUCACCGAGAUCUAGCGAGAGAAGCAGUUCGUAAGUCGUUGGUUCUUUUGAGAAACGGAAAAGAUCCAAUGAAACCCUUUCUUCCAUUAGACAGGAAAGCCAAGAAGAUUCUUGUAGCUGGUUCUCAUGCUGAUGAUCUUGGAUAUCAGUGUGGAGGGUGGACAAUUUCCUGGAAUGGGUCAACAGGCAGAACCACAGUUGGUACUACCAUUUUAGAUGCAAUCAAAGAAGCAGUAGGAGACCAAACAAAAGUAAUAUAUGAGCAAAAUCCAUCAGCAGUCACUUUGAAUGAUCAAGAUAUAUCUUUUGCUAUUGUGGCUAUUGGUGAAAGUCCAUACGCCGAAUCCGCUGGCGACAACUCCAAGCUUAUCAUACCCUUCAAUGGAAAUGAGAUUGUAAAAGCAGUUGCUGGCAAAAUCCCCACAUUGGUAAUUCUAAUAUCUGGAAGACCUCUAGUUUUAGAGCCUACAGUUAUAGAGAAUGUUGAAGCUCUCAUUGCUGCUUGGCUUCCUGGAACUGAAGGAAACGGAAUCACUGAUGUUAUCUUCGGAGAUUACGAUUUCACCGGUCGAUUACCCGUUACAUGGUUUAAAACGGUCGAGCAACUCCCAGUCCAUGCUGAAAAUAAUUUGCAGGAUUCAUUAUUCCCUUUCGGGUUCGGGUUAUCAUAUGGUAAGGAGAUAUCUUCUCUGUAAGCACAUGACUUCAGAAAUUGGCUGCCCUUCCUUGAUGAUAGAUUGUGAGGAAGUUUGUAUGCCUUGAUUUUAUGUUGUGCUGCUAUUUAUCAAAUGUGACUUACAUUUCUGUUGGAACUAUGUAUAGAGUUUGUAUAAUAAAAGAAGUUUUUUGUAUAAUAAAAGUGAUAUCAAUAAGAAAUUAUCAAUAUGUAUUGUUUGGAGCAAA